Messenger RNA from Aspergillus affinis, 906 nucleotides. RefSeq names its product group II decarboxylase. The coding region runs from base 1 to 906 and encodes 301 amino acids. Lineage: Eukaryota; Fungi; Ascomycota; Eurotiomycetes; Eurotiales; Aspergillaceae. The transcript has 3 exons. The record is from RefSeq and is a predicted model, not a curated record.
AUGUUUCUCACCGAGUCCAUAUUUACUGAGAGUGCCUAUGGGGAAUGUCUCGAAAAAUACAAGGAACGUUUGGGGCUUGGAAGCGACGCAGCCGGAGACCUGGUGUCCUUGAUAAACGUGACGAUGAGUCCUUGGCCCCCCGAUUCCACAGCCCUAUCAGAUAUGGUGAAGGGGUUCAAGAAAAUUGCAGGCGAGGAGGUCCAGCUCGUCUUAGAGGCUGAGAUCCCCGACCAUAUGAUGUCAAAAUACAAAGAAAAGAAGAACGCAAAACCUGAUCAAUUCUUCACCAUCGCCAACGUGAAUAAAGAACAUCUUAUGGACCUAGUUGAGACUGGAUCAUUUCGAGCUCGCAUGGAUGAAGGUAUACCUAAGCCCCAGCCGCCGAGCGGAAACCCCCAGGGAGAGCCAGUGAUGCCAAAUCCACUGGCGGCGGGUUUCCAGGUGAAGAUUAAACGAGUCGUGGUGUUGGAGACGCUUUGGUUCGACAGUUUGAGCAGCACAUACCCGGAGAAAAUGCAAUUUUAUCUGUACGGUUCCGGUCCGGGGUUUCAAAUGGAUCACGUCUUGAAGAAAGCACUAAAUGCACAAUUGUGUGCUAACUGUGUUCAGGUCGCAACGCAUCUAAACAAUUCGCCUUUAAGUGCACAUCAGGGAUUGGUACGCAAGGGAAUACUGAUCGAAUUUGACCGUGUGCCUGAACAUGCGAUGCAGCCCCUGUCAACGAACGAUGGUCAUGACAUUGCCAAUGCUCCAGGUCUAGGAUUCGUUCCUGGAGCCAGAUCCGAGUUCACGGCUUUUAGAGACAGAACUAAAAAUCGGGUUCUUACAAAGGGAACCCUUGAGUUGAAGGCUAAUUUAUUUGCUGAUUGGUACGAGCUCAACAUGGACCCCGCAGACCAUCAUUGA